AUGUCUCUGCGUCCGUCCACUGCUCCUCUGCGUGUCCCUUUGCCUUCUCCUCCUGAAUCCUCUCUUCCUUCUCUUGCUGACCCGGAGUCGGACUCUCUUCGUGCUGCCACUCCUACUGUCACGCGUCUCCUUGCUACUGUCGUCACUGACCCCUCUUUUGAGUCCAUUGCUGCGUCUGCCCUUUGUGCUCUUGGCACGGACGUCCUUGAGGACAGGCAGGAGGAGUUUCACUGUCUAGCUGCUGCUUCACCCCAUCUCGUGUCCGUACUGCUUACCCCUGAGGGAGACCCGGAUGCACUUGACAUCCCGACUCCGCGCUCUUACGCAGAGGCCGUAGAGGGUCCCUACUCCUCUCAGUGGCAGGCAGCUAUGGAUGCAGAGAUGGCUUCCUGGAAUUCCACAGGCACCUACGUUGACGCGGUUCCCCCACCUGGGGCAAACAUCGUCAGUGGCAUGUGGAUCUUCAGGGUGAAGCGGCCGCCAGGUUCUACACCUAUCUUCAAGGCGCGGUACAUGGCUCGUGGCUUCAGUCAGUGGCAGGGAGUUGACUACUUUCAAACCUUCUUUCCCACCCCAAAGAUGACCACUCUUCAGGUGCUGCUGCACAUAGCCGCUCAACUCUACGGUCUCCGCCAGGCAGCGCGUGAGUGGCACGACACACUGAGGACUACGCUUGCGGCUCUUGGGUUUGCUCCCUCUACUGCCGACCCGUCGCUGUUUCUACGCACCGACACUACUUUGCCGCCAUUCUACAUCCUCGUGUACGUCGACGACUUGGUCUUUGCCACUGGUGAUACUGCUGGACUCGCCCACGUGAAGUCCGAGCUGCAGAAGAGACACAUGUGCACAGACCUGGGUGAAUUGCGCAGCUACCUUGGCUUGCAGAUCACCCAGGACAGAGCACGCCGCACCAUUACUCUGACUUAG
Closterium sp. NIES-65 is the source of this 927-nucleotide messenger RNA. NCBI's taxonomy places the organism in Eukaryota, Viridiplantae, Streptophyta, Zygnematophyceae, Desmidiales, Closteriaceae. The record is from the annotation of a GenBank genome assembly.